Molecule: messenger RNA, 1227 nt
Organism: Pneumocystis carinii B80
Lineage: Eukaryota; Fungi; Ascomycota; Pneumocystomycetes; Pneumocystales; Pneumocystaceae
Product: sterol 24-C-methyltransferase
Exons: 5
Coding region: 48-1181 (377 amino acids)
Biological process (GO): ergosterol biosynthetic process
Cellular component (GO): endoplasmic reticulum
Molecular function (GO): sterol 24-C-methyltransferase activity
Source: RefSeq, a predicted model, not a curated record
GAAGUUUUGAAAAAAACUAUAGAUACUAGCUCAAGAAUUUAAUAAUAAUGUCUUUUGAACUUGAACGUAUUGAUAUAGAGAAGGAUCGGGAGUUUUCAGAGAUUAUGCAUGGGAAAGAUGCAGCAAAAGAACGGGGAUUGCUUUCAUCUUUUAGGAAGGAUAAAGAAGCACAAAAGAUAGCGCUAGAUUCGUAUUUUGGAUUUUGGGGUGAUAAAUGUACCUCAGAGAAGAAUGAUAUUCAUCAACAAGAGCGUUUUAAGUUUUAUGCUACUCUUACUCGUCAUUAUUAUAAUCUUGUUACUGAUUUUUAUGAAUAUGGAUGGUCAACAUCAUUUCAUUUUUGCCGUUUUGCAAAAGACGAAUCAUUUAGCCAGGCAAUUGCUCGUCAUGAGCACUAUAUUGCGUUACAUGCUGGAAUACGUGAAGGCGAAACGGUAUUGGAUGUUGGAUGUGGGGUAGGUGGACCUGCAUGUCAGAUUUCUGUUUUUACGGGUGCAAAUAUUGUGGGAUUAAAUAAUAAUGAUUAUCAAAUUCAGCGAGCUAAAUAUUAUUCAGAAAAAAAGGGAUUAUCAGAUAAAUUAAAGUUUAUCAAGGGUGAUUUUAUGCAAAUGCCUUUUCCAGAAAAUUCAUUUGAUAAAAUAUACUCUAUUGAAGCAACAAUUCAUGCACCUUCUUUAGAGGGUGUUUAUUCAGAAAUUUAUCGAGUCCUUAAGCCAGGAGGUCUUUAUGCUUCAUAUGAAUGGGUUAUGCUUAACAAAUAUGAUGAAAAUGACCCUGAACAUCAACAAAUUGUAUAUGGGAUUGAGAUUGGUGAUUCUAUCCCUAAAAUUUCUAAAAUUGGAGAAGCAGAAGCAGCCUUAAUUAAAGUAGGAUUUGAAAUUAUUCAUUCUGAGGAGCUUUCUACAAAAAAUAGCCCACUCCCAUGGUAUUAUUAUCUCGAUGGUGAUUUGAGAAAAGUUAGAUCGUUCAGAGAUUUUAUUUCGAUUGCUCGUAUGACAACAAUUGGGAAAUGGCUUAUUAGUUCUUUUAUAGGACUUAUGGAAUUCAUUGGUCUUCUUCCAAAAGGUAGUAAAAAAGUUAAUGACAUUUUGUUGGUUGCCGCGGAUUCCCUUGUAAAGGCUGGAAAAAAGGAAAUAUUUACUCCUAUGCAAUUAUGGGUUUGUAGAAAACCUUUGGUUUAAUAUUUUUUAUACUUUUAAUAAUUAUAUUAUUCAAUAAUUAUUGAAA